Molecule: messenger RNA, 565 nt
Organism: Yamadazyma tenuis ATCC 10573
Lineage: Eukaryota; Fungi; Ascomycota; Pichiomycetes; Serinales; Debaryomycetaceae
Source: RefSeq, a predicted model, not a curated record
AGAAAUAUCAUCAAAAUGAGUGACGCCGUUACCAUCAGAACUCGUAAAGUUAUUUCAAACCCAUUGUUGGCUAGAAGACAAUUUGUCAUCGAUGUCUUGCACCCAAACAGAGCUAACGUCUCUAAGGAUGAAUUAAGAGAAAAGUUGGCUGAAAUCUACAAAGCUGAAAAGGAUUCCGUUUCUGUCUUUGGUUUCAGAACCCAAUUUGGUGGUGGAAAGUCUACCGGUUUCGGUUUGAUCUACCAAUCCGUUGCUGACGCCAAGAAGUUUGAGCCAGCUUACAGAUUAGUCAGAGCCGGUUUGGCUGACAAGGUUGAAAAGCCUUCCAGACAACAAAGAAGACAAAAGAAGAACAGAGACAAGAAGAUCUUCGGUACCCACAAGAAAGCUGCCAAGAAGGCUGCUAAAAGAAAUGCUGAGUAGAUUAAUUAAUAUCAUUAUGAAAGAUAUUUUAUUCUAAUCCCCAUAAAUAGGUAAAGGUACUCUCCCAUUAAAAUAAUUAUUUUCGUAAACGAAAAGUCAAUAUAUAUUUUCAUGUAAUACUAAUUGAAGUUUUUGUAGGGGU